This is a messenger RNA of Macadamia integrifolia, 1838 nucleotides long. RefSeq lists its product as uncharacterized. NCBI's taxonomy places the organism in Eukaryota, Viridiplantae, Streptophyta, Magnoliopsida, Proteales, Proteaceae. The record is from RefSeq and is a predicted model, not a curated record. The coding region runs from base 1 to 1746 and encodes 581 amino acids. The transcript is spliced from 8 exons. Gene Ontology annotation, molecular function: zinc ion binding; nucleic acid binding; RNA-DNA hybrid ribonuclease activity.
AUGCUGCCCUGUCUAGACACAGGGAUGCAGAAAGAUGAUGCUGCCCCUGCGCUGAAGAUGCUUGCACCAGCCCUCCCAUUGGCUGCAUGCGCUGGUGUGUACCUGCACCACUCAAUAUUGCUGGAGGUGUUGGGCCGCUUCACUAAAGCAAGUUCUUCUCUUCCUACGCAGGCUGAUGAUGAUUCAACUAGAACAGCAGCGAAACCCCCCACUGUUCCACACUGGAGAAAACAAAACCUCUUCUUGGAGAUACCCUCAAGAAAAUUGGAGAACUCCUCUCAGGAUUUUGUGAGAAUAAAUAUGCCCCCAACACCAAGUCCAACUCCCACAAGAAUGAAUCUUCCCCCAACAGUGACACCAGGCCCUAGUUCUGCAAGAAUAAAUGAGUCCCCAGGUUCCUCCUCAUCCAGGGGAAAGUCAUCUAGAAAAGGCCUCCUACCUCGAAUAAACUUUAAGUACUGGAGUUCAACAACAGACAUUGAGAAGGCAGCUGCCAUAGCUCUAGGCACUCCAUCAACGGGGCCACAAGACAAGCUCUAUGUCUCAAGGUCAUCGUCCCUUUCUAAGCUAUUAACACCCAGGGUGAAGAGAACAUCAUCCCUUCCAGUUACUCCAAUUGCUUUCACAAAUGCAGAAUCCACUCGUGAGGGAAACGUGGUUGAUCCUUCAAAUUCAGUUAAGAAGGGGGCCCAACUAAAGAUAUCUCGUUCAUUCUCAGUCCCUGCAAACAACAAAGGAAGAGGCAUAAGGCAAGCAGAAUCCUUAGGUGGUGUAUUUCGUAUCAUCCCAUCAACUCCAAGAGUGACAGAAGGGAAUACUGCCGUAUCAAAUGCAACAACUCCCACAGUUGAUGCUGAAAACAAUGAUGCUGAUGGUCAAGAUAUUCCUGAAGAAGAGGCUGUGUGUAGAAUUUGUUUGAUUGAGCUGGGUGAAGGAGGUGAUACCCUGAAAAUGGAAUGUAGCUGCAAAGGCGAACUUGCACUGGCCCACCAAGAAUGUGCUAUAAAAUGGUUUAGCAUCAAGGGUAACAAAAAUUGUGAUGUUUGCAAGCAAGAGGUCCAGAACUUACCAGUCACCCUGUUACGGAUCCAAAACAUUCGAACCUUUAAUCCAGAUACAAAUAGGUCCCGGCAGAUAGCAGUUUCUCAGUACAGAGUAUGGCAGGAUGUGCCUGUUCUUGUCAUUGUCAGCAUGCUUGCAUACUUCUGUUUUCUGGAGCAGCUUCUGGUCAUCAAAAUGGGUACUGGUGCAAUUGCCAUGUCCUUGCCAUUUUCCUGUAUACUUGGUCUCCUAGCAUCCAUGACAUCAUCAACCAUGGUGAAAAGAAGAUUUGUCUGGGUCUACGCAUCAGUUCAGUUCGCUCUAGUGGUUCUUUUUGCUCAUAUUUUCUACUCAUUGGUUUUAAAUAUUAAUGCUCCCAUGUUGAGGCAAAGAGUUUCAAUUCCCACGUUCUGGCUUCCCCUUGUGACAUCAGUCAAAUUAAAUGUAGAUGGUGCGAGAAAAGGAAAUAUUGGUAUUAGUGGAGGAGGAGGUUUCCUUAGAAAUAAGGAUGGCACGGUUCUUGCAAUUUUCUCUAGUUUCUAUGGUGUUUGUUCUAAUUCUGUGGCUAAGUUGCAGGCUUUGAGAGAUGGUUUAAGGUUAUGUGUGGAUAUGGGUUUCUUAGAUUUUUCUACUAGCUCCAAUUCUACUUCGAUUGCGAACUCGAUAUCAAAUAGGUUUUGUGAUCUAUGGAGUUGUUGGUAUUAGUUUUAGGAUGUUAUGACUCUAUGUGACUCUCUUCGAAUUCGAAUCUCUUUCACUUUUCAAGAGAGUAAUAGAGCGAUGGAUUGGUUGACGAA